AUGGCUAACGCAAAGGAAAAAGAAUUGGCUGAAUGCUUGAAUGUAAAAACAGAUGAGAAGAAAACUAUAGAAGAUGCAUUGGUAAAUUCAACUGGGAAGCUUGCUGAAGCAGAAAAUCUGCUAGAAGUCUUGAGGAAUGAAUUAAAUCUGACUCAACGGAGACUUGAAGGCAUCGAAAGUGAUCUUAAGGCUGCUGGACUGAAAGAAAGUGAAGUUAUGGAGAAGCUUAAGUAUGCCGAGGAACAAUUAGAGAGACAAGGCGGAGUAUUAGAGCAAACUACUGCAAAACACGCAGAGCUUGAGUCUUUACAUGAAACCCUAACUAGGGAUUCUGAGCUGAAACUCCAAGAAGCAAUUGGAAAUUUCACCAGCAGAGAUUCUGAGGCAAAAUCUUUGUAUGAGAAAGUGAAAACCCUUGAAGACCAGUUGAAGAAUUAUGAAGAUCAGAUUGCUGAAGCAUCCGAGAAAUCUGCAUCUGUGAAGGAAGAAUUGGAUAAGAUUGCAGUGAAGCUGGCUUCUUCAGAAAGCACCAAUGAAGAACUCAACAGAAAGAUCUUGGAAGCAGAAGAUAAAGCAGCACAGUAUUUGUCAGAGAAAGAAUUGUUAGUUGAGACAAAUAUACAGCUCAAAAGCAAGGUUGACGAGCUUCAUGAUUUAGUAAACUCGGCUCAUGCAGAAAAGGAAGCCACUGCUCAUGAACUUGUUUCUCACAUGAACACUAUUACAGAAUUAACAGAAAAGCACUCAAGAGCCUCGGAACUGCACUUGGCAGCUGAAACUCGCGUCUCAGAAGCAGAAACACAAUUGAAAGAAGCCAUUCAAAAAUUAUCCCAUAAAGAUUCUGAAGCCAAAGAAUUAAACGAGAAGCUAAAUGAUCUUGAAGGCCAGACAAAAUUGUAUUCCGUGCAGGCUCAUGAAGUUUCAACACUAGCUGAAACACGGAAGAUUGAGCUAGAACAAACUCUCUCCAAACUGAAGGAUCUGGAAAGCAUCAUUGAAGAACUUCAGAGCAAGUCUGGUAAAUUUGAAAAAGAGAGUGAAGGGUUAGCGGAAGCAAAUUUGAAGAUUACUCAGCAACUGGCCUCAUAUGAGUCUAAACUGAAUGAUGCUGAAACAAAACUUUCUGCAGCAUUUGCCGAGAAGGAUGAAGCAGUAGAACAGGUUCACUCUUCAAAGAAAACAAUAGAAGAUUUGACACUGCAGCUUGCUUCUGAAGCGCAGAUGUUACAAGCACAGAUAUCAACGGUUAUGGAAGAGAAUAACCUGCUCAAUGAAACAUAUAAAAAUGCCACGAAGGAACUUCAGACUGUAAUACUUCAACUUGAAGGACAACUGAAAGAACAGAAAUCAAGUGAAGAUGCUUUGAAAGCUGAGUUGGAAAUUCUGAAGGCUGAGAUCGGUGAGAAGUCAGUGUUGCAAAAUCGUUUGAAGGAGCUUGAAGAACAAUUAUCAAUAGCCAAGGCUCGAGUGAAAGAAGAGGUUGAAAGUGUUCGGGUAGCUGCAACUGCAAGAGAAACAGAAUUGACUUCAAAAUUGGAGGAUCAUGUGAGUCAAGUCCGUGAUAGAGAUAUGUUAAGCGAGCAAGUGUUGCAACUUCAGAGAGACCUACAUCAAGCCCAAACCAACAUGGCCGAACAGAAAGAGGCAGAUUCUAAGAAGGAUUCAGAAAGAAAAGCUGCUUUAGCGGAAAUUGAAGCUAAGAGCAAAGCGGCCCUAAUUCUAGAACAGCAAGUUAAGGAGCUUGAACAAAAAUUGCAGCUGGCUGCUAAAUCAAAAGAGAAGGAUCUGGGAAGCAAUCUGACUGAACUAAGGGAUGACAUCGAGGUGAAAUCUAGGGACAUUGGGUCAACCAUUUCGACUCCAUCAAAAAGGAGGAGUAAGAAAAAGGCGGAAGUGACUUCCGCUCAAACCUCAUCCUCCACAGUGACUAACAAUCAAAUCACUGGGGAUUCUCCGACAAUGACCUAUAAGUUCAUACUAGUUGUGGCAAUUGUGUCAGUGAUCAUCGGCGUAAUUCUUGGAAAAAGAUACUAG
This is a messenger RNA of Ilex paraguariensis (yerba mate), 2034 nucleotides long. The record is from the annotation of a GenBank genome assembly. NCBI's taxonomy places the organism in Eukaryota, Viridiplantae, Streptophyta, Magnoliopsida, Aquifoliales, Aquifoliaceae.